AAAACACCAAUUCUUGCACAAGAAUAAGUGUCGGUAGCCUCUCUUGGAUUCUCUACCCAUUUUUUAAUAUUAUUACAAACCGCAUUUCUUCACAAAGCUGUUAUUAUAGUUAAACACCCUUUUUAUUGUCAUUUUUAUUUUGUAGUUUGGAGCUUGUUUUAAGCUCCAGAUAUAGAAAUCUUGAACUGGGCUUUGCUUAAUUAAAAGAUUUUUCCAUUCGAGAAACAUGAAUGGAAGAUUACAGCAAUGGUCUGUAUUUGUGGUUUGUCUGAUGAUUGUGCUGAGAACUGAGAGCUUCUUUGUUGAUAUUACUUAUGUUCAGAGCGCUGUGGCAAAGGGUGCAGUUUGUUUGGAUGGGAGUCCGCCCGCAUAUCACAUUGAUAAGGGAUCUGGAGCAGGAAUUAACAAUUGGUUAGUUCAUGUUGAGGGAGGAGGAUGGUGUAAUAACGUGACGACUUGCCUUGCCCGGACCAAAACCCGACUAGGUUCCUCAAAACUGAUGGCUAAACAGAUUGCUUUUUCUGGGAUUUUUAGCAACAAGCCGCAGUUUAAUCCUGAUUUCUAUAACUGGAAUAGGAUCAAGGUCAGAUACUGUGAUGGGGCGUCGUUUACGGGUGACGUAGAAGUAGUUGAUCCUGCAACCAAACUUUACUACAGAGGCGCGAGGGUAUUUGUUGCUGUUAUUGAAGACUUGUUGGCAAAAGGAAUGAAGAAUGCUGAAAAUGCGAUUCUGUCUGGUUGUUCAGCCGGCGGACUAACAUCGAUCCUUCACUGUGAUAACUUCAAGGCUCUUCUUCCCGUGGGCACGAAAGUAAAGUGCUUUUCAGACGCUGGUUUUUUUAUUAAUGCGAAGGAUGUUUCUGGAGCUCCCCACAUUCAAGAUUUCUAUAACGAUGUUGUUACAACACAUGGAUCGGCAAAGAAUUUACCCCAAUCAUGCACCUCGAGAAUGAAACCGAGUCUGUGCUUUUUCCCACAAAACAUGGCACAAGGCAUUCGAACACCUCUUUUCAUUGUAAAUGCCGCCUAUGAUUCUUGGCAGAUUAAGAAUAUCUUGGCACCUGGUGUAGCUGAUCCGCAUGGACUCUGGCAUGACUGCAAGACUGAUAUAGUUAAAUGCUCCACCACUCAACUCCAAACCAUGCAAGAAUUCAGAUUACAGUUUCUGAACGCGUUGAGUGGAUUAGGCUCGUCCACAUCAAGAGGAUACUUCAUCAACGGCUGCUACGCGCAUUGCCAAACUGAGAUGCAGGAAACAUGGUUUAGGGGCGAUUCUCCCCUGUUAUAUAACAAGACAAUUGCUAAAGCAGUUGGAGACUGGUUUUACGACAGAAGUCCGUUUCAGAAGAUUGAUUGCCCAUAUCCUUGUGACAAAACUUGUCAUAACCGCGUUUUUGAUCAGCAAGAGUAUCCAUUGGUAUAGAUUACAGCAGCAAGGGGAGGGAUUCUUUUGGAUAUAUAUAUACUUGAAAAUAUAUACAACAAAGAGUUCACCAUUUAUCAAGGUUUCUACAAUAAUGGAAAAUGUACAACCAUUGUAGAGAAACUGUGUGCUUGAGGUUAUCUAUUCUUACUACAUUAUUAAUAAAUGAAAUCGAUUUGCAUAAA
Messenger RNA from Sesamum indicum (sesame), 1608 nucleotides. Its product is annotated as pectin acetylesterase 8. The record is from RefSeq and is a predicted model, not a curated record. Gene Ontology annotation, molecular function: pectin acetylesterase activity. Gene Ontology annotation, cellular component: plant-type cell wall. NCBI's taxonomy places the organism in Eukaryota, Viridiplantae, Streptophyta, Magnoliopsida, Lamiales, Pedaliaceae. Gene Ontology annotation, biological process: cell wall organization.